Messenger RNA from Medioppia subpectinata, 417 nucleotides. The record is from the annotation of a GenBank genome assembly. Lineage: Eukaryota; Metazoa; Arthropoda; Arachnida; Sarcoptiformes; Oppiidae.
CUGCCCACUGGUCUGACCAAUGGUAGCGGAAACGGGGGUUUCGUUCACGACAACGGCUUAUACUUUGUUAUCCGUAACGAUAAAGUGGUCACAUUUAACAGGACAACAGGGGAGAUGACGCAUACGAAAAAAGACGUUUGGCAGUACUUCAACUGCGACAGUAUGGAAGUGGUGAGCGAUCAGUUGCCCACACCUGCGCCACCGGUUGGCGGCAACGAUACGAACGCUACUUUGCCGACGACGACAACAACACCGUUGAUGGCGACGAAUGUGACCACUGAUGAAGUGAUACCAAUCGUAACCGAAAGCCCCACAACGCCGGCAGUUCAGGGCCUCGUCGACAAUGACGUUGACUACCGCUCAACGAUCUAUAAGUUGAUAGCGAUUACCUUUAGUCUCAUAAUCGUAGCGAUGAUU